Messenger RNA from Asparagus officinalis (garden asparagus), 8434 nucleotides. Its product is annotated as protein ILITYHIA. Gene Ontology annotation, cellular component: cytosol. Bases 115 to 7965 code for a protein of 2616 amino acids. The record is from RefSeq and is a predicted model, not a curated record. Gene Ontology annotation, molecular function: protein kinase regulator activity. The transcript has 60 exons. Lineage: Eukaryota; Viridiplantae; Streptophyta; Magnoliopsida; Asparagales; Asparagaceae. Gene Ontology annotation, biological process: cellular response to amino acid starvation; regulation of translation.
CAAAAAUCCUACAUUUCUGCCUCCAUUCCCUUCAAAAACCUCUCGGAUCCAACAGAACCCUAGAUUCCUUCACCUCCAUCCCUAGGGUUUCGUCCUCCGAUCACUGCGCCGUUAAUGGCGCAACCAAUGGAAGUCCUCAAGGCCGCCGCCGAAGAGGUCUCCACUUCUUCUACUAAGAAGCGGAUUCAACUCUUUCGCGAGAAGCUGCCGCCGAUUCUGCAGAGCUCAGAGUUAUCGUCAGAUGUUGUGUCUUUACUGGUUGAUGUUAUUUUUCAAACAUUGCCCAUUUAUGACGACCGUGCAUCAAGAAAAGCCGUAGAUGAUUUGAUUGUUAAAGGUCUUGGAGAAGCUACAUUCAUGAAGAUCUACGCUGCAGCUCUUGUCCAGUUCAUGGAAAGGCAUCUAAAAGGUCACAGUCCUGUAGGAUGCUACAAACUUCUGAAGUGGUCAUGCCUCCUAUUGCAGUGGAGUCAGUUUGCUUUUGUAUCCAAAGGGGGGUUCCUUAGAUUAUCUACUGCACAAGCAUUCCUAUGUCAAGUUCUUAUGCAUGGUCCUUAUCGUACCUGUAGAGCCUGCAAGAAAAUCUUUUUUCAUCUUUUCUCUGAGUCUCCAGAUAUCUAUAAGAUGUAUAUAGAGGAAUUGAAGGAUUCAAGAAUCUCCAUCAGGGACAGCGCUGAACUGAUAAGAAUAUUACUCAGCUAUUCAAUUUCUAUUUCAUCUCUUUUUGAAAGCUACAAGUCUGUGUUCCUGGAGAUGUAUGUCAAAGCAGUUCUGAAUGCAAAGGAAAAGCCAUCACAAGCUCUUAGUGAGGCUUUUCUACCGCUUUUCAUGCAUGUAGGGCAUGAAGAUUUUAAAGCUCUAGUGUUUCCGUCAUGUGUGAAAAUGUUGAAGCGAAAUCCAGAGAUCGUGUUAGAAUCCAUCGGAGAAUUACUAAAGUCAGUCAAACUGGACUUGAGCAAAUAUGCAACAGAAUUUCUUUCAGUUGUCUUGCCACAAGCUCGGCAUGCUGAUGAAGGAAGAAGGAUUAGGGCAUUGGAUAUUGUCGGCUGUUUGAGUCAAAUGUCCAGUGAUCCAGAUACUCAACCGUCAAUGUUCAAUGCAAUAAAAAAUAUUUUAGGAGGUUCUGAAGGCAAGCUGGCACUUCCUUACCAGAGGGUUGGAAUGGUAAAUGCUAUACAGGAGUUAUCCAAUGCCCCCAGUGGGAAAGCCCUUAACAAGCUAGCUCCUUCUGUGUCAUGCUUUCUUGUAUCCUGUUACAAGGAUGAUGGCAGUGAAGAGGUGAAGGUGGCAGUCCUGUCUGCUUUGGCUUCUUGGGCAUCAAGAUCGGCUGAAGCUGUUCAGCCAGAUGUUGUUUCUUUCCUUGCUUCAGGAUUAAGGGAAAAGGAGAAUUUAAGAAAGGGGCACCUUAGAUGUUUGCGAGUGAUAUGUAAAAGUUCUGACUCGCUAACACUGGUUUUGCCUCUCCUUGAUCCUCUUGUUCAGUUGGUAAAAACUGGCAUUACUAAGGCCACACAGAGGUUGGAUGGAAUAUAUGCUCUCUUUUCAGUAUUAAAGAUUGUCACUCUUGAUGCCAAAGCAGAGGAGAUUCUUCUCAAGGAGAAGCUUUGGACGUUGAUUGCUCAAAAUGAAUCGUCAUUGAUGUCCAUUCCCUUGGUGUCAAAACUGUCAAAUGAAGAUUGUGUAACAUGUGUAGACCUUCUUGAAGUUCUUCUUGUGGACCAUAUACACAGAGUGUCAGAGUCAUUAUCUGUCAGAUCCUUGUUACAGUUAUUAGUUUUUUUAAUCUGCCAUCCAAGUUGGGAUGUUCGGAAAGCAGCUCAUAAUGCUACCAGAAAGAUUAGCUCUUUGUCUUCAAUUUUGCUUGAGGAUAUCCUAAUGGAAUUUUCAAACUUGUUACGUCUAACUGGAGAUAGAAUAUCAGUUCUGAAAGCAAGUGACUUAGAAAAUUCUCUGGAUCCACAAAUGCCAUUUCUUCCAUCUACUGAAGUGUUAGUGAAGACUUUGCUUCUUAUUGCGCCAGCAGCAAUUGCUAGUAGUCCAAAGACAUCUUCUCGGCUUUUAUUUUGCUCACACCAUCCUUGCAUUAUCAACACUUAUUGCAGUGAUGCAGUAUGGAAGAGACUCCAAAGAAAUUUGAGGAGGAAUGGAUUCGAUGUUAUUGACAUAGUGGCUGCAAAUGUUGGAUCCAUCUGCAAGGAUCUUCUUGGACCAAUGGGAUUAAUGAGUUCUAAUAUUUUCGAGCGACAAGCAGCCCUAUGCUCAUUAACAACAUUGAUGAAGUUAACACCAAAUGAUACAUUUUCAGAAUUUGAAAUGCUCUUCAGGAAACUUCCGGAUCGUUCUUUGCACGAUGCUUUAUCUGAUAGUGAUAUUAUGAUCUUUUAUACACCAGAAGGAAUGCUAUCUACUGAGCGAGGAGUGUAUAUUGCAGAGUCUGUUCCAUCCCAAAACAUGAAACUUGCAAAGGGCCGGUUUCGUGCUUAUGAGGAUCAAAAUGGCACGCCAAAUAAAAGAGAAGCUACAACCACAGGAAAGAAAGAUACUGGGAAAACUAACAAGAAAAGUGAUAAACCAAAAAGUGAAAAAGAAGAAGCACGAGAAUUGCAUCUCAAGGAGGAAGCAUCUAUUCGCGAAAAGGUUAAAUCUAUAAAGACUAAUCUCUCCAACAUGCUCCUAGCUCUUGGUGAGGUGGCUCUUGCAAAUCCAGUAUUUAUGCACGGUCAGCUCCCUUUACUGGUGAAUUUUAUUCAACCUUUACUGCAUUCACCUAUAGUAAGUGAUGAAGCAUUUGACACCAUGUUAAAGCUGGCGAAUUGUUUGGCUCCACCGCUAUGUAACUGGGCCCUUCAAAUAACUUCGGCAUUACGAAUUAUUUCCAGUGAGAAUAUACAUAUAGUAUCAGAGCUUCUUCCUCCCCCAAUUGUUGAAGGGGAAGUCCAUAAACGACUGUCAGCUGGUAUCUUUGAACAAAUAGUCAUGGGGUUAUCAGUUUCUUGCAAAACUGGCCCUCUUCCAGCAGAUUCCUUUACUUUCAUUUUUCCGAUUAUGGAGCAGAUUCUUCUUUCUUCAAAGAAGACGGCUCUUCAUGAAGACGUGCUCCGGAUAUUGUCUAUGCACUUGGACCCUGUUUUGCCUCUUCCUAGACCUCGGAUGCUAUCAGUUCUAUAUCAUGUUCUUGGUGUUGUUCCAGCUUAUCAGGCAACUAUUAGGCCCAUGUUAAAUGAAUUAUGUUUAGGUCUACAAGUGGAAGAAGUUGCAUCAGCUCUUUCUGGAGUAUAUUCAAAGGAGGUUCAUGUGAGACUUGCAUGCUUAAAUGCUGUUAAGUGCAUUCCUUCUGUUUCUAGCCAUUCUCUUCCACAGAUUCUUGAAGUUGCAACCACUAUAUGGAUUGCGUUACACGAUCCAGAGAAGGCAAUUGCUGAAGCAGCAGAGGAAUUAUGGGAUCGCUAUGGGUUUGAUUUCGGGACUGAUUAUUCAGGUCUAUUUGAUGCACUUUCUCACAUUAACUACAAUGUACGCGUGGGUUCUGCGGAAGCAUUGGCUGCAGCAUUGGAUGAAAAUCCAGACACAAUACAAGAGACCCUUUCAACUCUAUUUUCUCUCUAUAUACAAUAUCUUGGUACCGGGACCGAUGUGGCAGAUCCAUGUUGGUUAGGGAGACAAGGUGUUGCUUUAGCACUCCACUCGGCUGCAGAUGUGCUGAAAACUAAAGAUCUUCCAGUUGUGAUGACAUUUCUAAUAUCGCGGGCCUUGGCUGACCCUAACAUGGAUGUUCGAGGUAGGAUGGUAAAUGCUGGCAUCAUGAUUAUUGACAAGCACGGCAAAGAAAAUGUUCCUUUGCUGUUUCCUAUCUUUGAAAGUUACUUAAACAAAAAGGCAUCGGAUGAAGGAAAAUAUGAUCUAGUUAGAGAGGGUGUUGUUAUAUUCACUGGAGCCCUUGCGAAACAUUUGGCAAAGGAUGAUCCUAAGGUUCAUACUGUCGUUGAGAAACUCUUGGAUGUUUUAAACACACCUUCAGAAGCUGUGCAGCGUGCUGUCUCAGACUGCUUAUCUCCACUGAUGAUAUCAAAACAAGAAGAUGGUCAGGUUCUUGUUUCCAGACUUAUGGAGCGGCUGAUGAAGAGCGACAAGUAUGGGGAACGUCGUGGGGCAGCUUUUGGACUAGCUGGGGUUGUCAAGGGAUUUGGAAUCUCUUGCCUGAAAAAAUAUGGUAUCGUGGUUGUGUUGCAGGAAGCUUUAGUAGACAGGAAUUCCGCGAAAUCACGUGAAGGAGCUUUGCUUGGAUUUGAAUGUCUUUGUGAAAAGCUUGGUAGAUUAUUUGAACCAUACGUGAUUCAAAUGUUACCAUUGCUUUUGGUUGCAUUCUCUGAUCAAGUGCUUGCUGUUCGAGAGGCUGCUGAAUGUGCUGCUCGUGCAAUGAUGUCACAACUCACUGGUCACGGAGUGAAGCUUGUCCUCCCUUCACUUCUCAAGGGACUAGAGGACAAAGCAUGGAGAACUAAGCAAAGUAGUGUGCAGCUGCUUGGUGCUAUGGCAUACUGUGCACCUCAACAAUUAUCUCAAUGUCUACCUAAGAUUGUUCCUAAACUAACAGAGGUUCUCACUGACCCACAUCCCAAGGUUCAAUCAGCAGGGCAAACAGCAUUACAACAGGUUGGGAGUGUCAUUAAAAACCCUGAAAUAUCUGCUCUUGUUCCCACUCUGUUGAUGGCUCUCACAGAUCCUAAUGAGUGUACAAAACACUCUUUAGACAUCCUUCUUCAGACGACUUUUAUUAACUCGAUUGAUGCACCAUCUUUGGCUCUACUAGUGCCCAUUGUCCAUAGAGGUUUAAGGGAGAGGAGUGCGGAAACAAAAAAGAAAGCAGCCCAAAUAGUUGGAAAUAUGUGUUCUUUAGUUACCGAACCAAAGGAUAUGAUUCCAUAUAUUGGGUUACUAAUCCCUGAAGUCAAGAAGGUUCUUGUGGAUCCUAUACCAGAAGUCCGGUCAGUUGCCGCUAGGGCUCUUGGGUCUCUCAUCAGAGGAAUGGGAGAAGAGAACUUCCCAGAUCUUGUUUCAUGGUUGAUGGACACACUCAAGGCUGACACAAGUAAUGUAGAGCGAUCUGGUGCAGCCCAAGGACUGAGUGAGGUUUUGGCUGCACUUGGGAAAGAUUACUUUGAGCGCGUCCUGCCUGAUAUUAUUCGGAACUGUUCUCAUCAGCGAGCAUCUGUUCGUGAUGGACAUCUGACUCUUUUCAAGUACCUGCCUAGAUCUUUGGGUGUUAUGUUUCAGAAUUACUUGCAGCUUGUCCUUCCUGCUAUUUUAGAUGGGCUUGCUGAUGAAAAUGAAUCUGUACGUGAUGCUGCUCUUUGUGCUGGUCAUGUCUUUGUUGAGCACUAUGCAACGACGUCGUUGCCUCUGUUGCUUCCUGCGGUUGAAGAUGGCAUUUUUAAUGAUAAUUGGCGUAUACGACAGAGUUCUGUUGAACUUUUGGGCGAUCUUCUUUUCAAGGUUGCCGGAACAUCUGGAAAAGCUAUUCUUGAGGGUGGCAGUGAUGAUGAAGGUGCAAGUACAGAGGCCCAUGGGCGUGCUAUUAUUGAAGUGUUGGGCAGAGAAAAGCGUAAUGAGGUUCUUGCUGCGGUGUAUAUGGUUCGCACUGAUGUCAGCUUAUCUGUGCGACAGGCUGCUCUGCAUGUAUGGAAGACCAUUGUGGCAAAUACACCAAAGACUCUUAAAGAAAUAAUGCCAAUUUUAAUGAACAUACUUAUAUCUUCUCUUGCUUCACCUUCCUCAGAAAGACGACAGGUUGCUGGUAGAGCUCUUGGCGAGCUUGUUAGAAAACUGGGUGAAAGAGUUUUACCUUCAAUAAUUCCAAUUCUAUCUGAAGGACUAAGGAAUCCUGAUAUUAGCAGAAGACAAGGUGUAUGCAUUGGUCUGAGUGAAGUGAUGGCAAGUGCUGGCAAACAUCAGUUAAUUAAUUUCAUGGAUGACCUUAUCCCUACAAUUCGUACAGCUCUAUGUGAUGGCUCCCAAGAAGUCCGUGAAUCUGCAGGCUUGGCAUUUAGUACUCUAUAUAAGAGUGCUGGAAUGCAAGCUAUUGACGAAAUUGUACCUACACUACUGAGUUCAUUGGAAGACGAUGAGACCUCUGAAACCGCACUUGACGGGCUUAAGCAAAUUCUAAGUGUCAGAACAGCAGCCGUUUUGCCUCAUAUAUUGCCCAAACUGGUCCAUCCACCACUUUCUGCCUUCAAUGCCCAUGCUCUUGGAGCCUUGGCAGAGGUUGCUGGACCUGGUUUGAAUUUUCAUAUUGCAACAGUUCUUCCACCAUUAUUAGUUGCUAUGAGUGAUGAUGCUGUGGAUGUGCAACAAGCUGCAAAGAAGGCUGCGGAAACAGUUGUUCUGGUUAUCGAUGAGGAGGGUAUUGACUCUUUGAUAUCGGAGCUUCAAAAAGGGGUUUCAGAUAAUCAGGCUUUGAUGAGAAAAGGCUCUGCUUAUCUAAUAGGCUACUUUUUCAAAAAUAGCAAAUUGUAUUUGGUUGAUGAAGCUCCUCACAUGAUCUCCACAUUGAUCACUUUAUUGAGUGACAAUGACUCUGACACUGUCAUGGUUUCUUGGGAAGCCCUAGGUAGGGUUGUGGGAUCUGUACCCAAAGAAGUUUUGUCUUCAUAUAUCAAACUGGUCCGUGAUGCUGUCUCAACCGCUAGAGAUAAAGAACGAAGAAAAAGAAAGGGAGGACCUAUUCUUAUACCUGGGUUCUGUCUUCCAAAAGCCCUGCAACCAUUGCUUCCAAUUUUUCUUCAGGGCCUAAUUAGUGGUUCAGCUGAAACAAGAGAACAAGCAGCGCAGGGAUUGGGUGAGCUGAUUGAUGUCACAAGCGAGCAGACAUUGAAGGAGUUUGUUGUUCCUAUAACAGGGCCUCUCAUCCGGAUUAUAGGCGAUAGGUUCCCAUGGCAAGUGAAAGGAGCCAUUUUAUCAACUUUGUCUAUCAUGAUAAGUAAGGGAGGAAUUGCACUUAAGCCCUUUCUUCCUCAACUUCAAACUACGUUUAUAAAAUGCCUGCAGGAUAAUGCAAGGACUGUUCGCACGAGUGCAGCACUUGCUCUUGGGAAGCUUAGUGCUCUCAGUACUCGGGUUGACCCUUUGGUUAAUGACCUUCUUUCAACAUUACAGGCAUCGGUUGGUGGUGUCAGGGAGGCUGUGUUGACUGCUCUUAUGGGUGUUAUUAAGCAUGCUGGGAAGAGUGUAGGCAGUGUCAUCAGAUCUCGAGUGUGCAUUCUCCUAAAAGAUACAAUACAGCUGGAAGAUGAUGAAGUGCGGGAAUCUGCAGCUAAAGUGAUGGGUGCCAUAUCCCAGUACAUGGAAGACACAGAACUUUCUGACCUUCUGAAGAUGGUCUCCAGCUUGAGUAUAUCAUCGAAUUGGUCAAUUAGGCAUGGUUCUAUGCUUACAUUGUCUUCCAUGGCUAUGUACAUCCCAGCCAUGAUAUGCCACUCUUCCCAAUUUCCGUCGCUCGUUGAUAAUCUUAAAAAUUCUUUGAGGGAUGAUAAGUUCCCUAUCCGUGAAUCUGCAACCAAGGCAAUUGGAAGACUCCUUAUUUAUCAGAUCCAACUUGAGGCUAAGUCAAAAACUUCAUUGGAACUUCUUCAAUUACUUAUUUCAGCUUUGCAAGACGAGUCCAGUGAUGUCAGGAGAAGAUCUUUAUCCAGCAUAAAGUCUGUUGCGAAGGUAAAUCCUUCAGCCAUUUCUGCCAACCUUUUAAAUUUGGGUCCAGCUGUUGCUGAGUGUCUUAAGGAUGGGAACACACCUGUUCGACUUGCUGCAGAACGUUGCGUCCUGCAUGUAUUCCAAUUGCCUAAAGGUGCAGAUAAUGUUGUUGCUGCCCAAAAAUACCUAACUGGCUUGGAUGCUAGGAGGCUUUCGAAGCUUUCUGAGGACAGUGAUGAUAGUGACAAGAGCGACGAUGAUACAGGAUAUACUUGAUACUAUUGUGAACAAGUUUUAGUGUAAUCAGAGGACCAGAGACCCAUCAUGAUGGAAUUUCCGGCAUCUGGGAGAUUGCGGUUCUCCACUUUUCCUCGAUACAGCCCUUGCCUUAACAUCUUUUGGAGGCUGUGAUGAGCUUGCAGGGGCGAGAUUUUGAUUGAAACCAACCCGGCAUACGUGUUUUGCAACAAUACACUAUACAAAAUAUAAACUGAGGGAAGCCAUUGAAAAGCCAUGAUAAAUUUUCUUCUUGUUUUAUACCUUCUGUUUUGUGUGUUUUGCAUCUCUUAGGAACAGAGAGCAAGAAGUAGUAGCUGUUCAUCCUUACCCACUUCCAGAAUCUUGAGCCCAAGCAAGAUAUGAAAUGUAGUAUAUAAGAUUUGUUCAAGAUGUGUGUUUCUUGUUUUGUUUACCAUCAACUCAUUUUGAUAACACUGUCGUAAUUUCUAUCGUUGAUGUUUCUAAA